CGGCUGUCGCCGCGGUGACCGUCCUCGGAGUCCGUCGGCUCGCGCCCCGCCCCCGUUCCUGCUGCCCCCUCCCCUGUCGCGCGCGGGGGGUGUUUCUCGCUCCUCCCGAGUUGCCGCGGUCUCCUCCGCUCCUCCUCUCCCAGUCUUGGGUUUCCCUGGCGCUGUUGCCGCUGGUACCUCUGCGGUCUGUAUGAGGAGGAGGAGGAGGAGGAUGUGAAGAUGGCGGAGCUGCAGAUGCUGCUGGAGGAGGAAAUCCCGGGGGGCCGCCGGGCCCUCUUCGACAGUUACACGAAUCUGGAGCGGGUGGCCGAUUACUGCGAGAACAACUACAUCCAGUCAGCAGAUAAGCAGAGAGCCCUAGAAGAAACCAAAGCCUACACCACCCAGUCCUUAGCAAGUGUUGCCUAUCUGAUAAAUACGUUGGCCAACAAUGUCCUGCAGAUGCUGGAUAUCCAGGCAUCCCAGCUACGAAGGAUGGAAUCGUCAAUCAAUCAUAUUUCACAAACUGUUGAUAUUCAUAAAGAGAAAGUUGCAAGAAGAGAAAUUGGUAUUUUAACUACCAACAAAAACACUUCAAGGACACAUAAGAUUAUUGCUCCAGCCAACCUUGAACGACCGGUUCGUUAUAUUAGAAAACCUAUUGACUAUACAAUUCUAGAUGAUAUUGGACAUGGAGUAAAGUGGUUGCUUAGAUUUAAGGUGAGUACGCAGAAUAUGAAGAUGGGUGGGCUGCCGCGUACCACACCUCCAACUCAGAAACCCCCCAGUCCCCCUAUGUCAGGGAAAGGGACUCUUGGGCGGCACUCCCCCUAUCGCACACUGGAGCCAGUGCGUCCUCCAGUGGUACCAAAUGAUUACGUACCUAGCCCAACCCGUAAUAUGGCUCCCUCGCAGCAGAGCCCUGUAAGGACAGCUUCUGUGAAUCAAAGAAAUCGAACUUACAGCAGUGGGAGUAGUGGAGGAAGCCACCCAAGUAGUCGGAGCAGCAGUCGGGAGAACAGUGGAAGUGGGAGUGUGGGAGUUCCCAUUGCCGUUCCCACUCCCUCUCCUCCCAGUGUCUUUCCAGCCCCAGCUGGCUCUGCUGGUACUCCUCCCCUUCCUGCCACUUCUGCAUCUGCCCCUGCCCCUCUUGUUCCUGCUUCUGCCCCUUCCUCCACUGCCCCAGACGCCGCUGUGGGGGGUGUCCAGACCCUUGCUGAUGGCUUCACUUCUCCAACUCCCCCUGUUGUUUCUUCUACCCCCCCUACAGGUCAUCCUGUUCAGUUCUACAGCAUGAAUAGACCUGCCUCUCGCCAUACUCCCCCCACAAUAGGGGGCUCGUUGCCCUAUAGACGCCCUCCUUCCAUAACUUCACAAACAAGCCUUCAGAAUCAGAUGAACGGAGGACCUUUUUAUAGCCAGAAUCCAGUAUCUCUUGCUCCUCCUCCUCCCUCCGUCCUACAGGGAACUCCUCAGUUACCUUUAAUGGGAUUUGUGGCCAGAGUUCAAGAAAAUAUUUCAGAUACACCACCACCACCACCACCUGUAGAGGAACCAGUCUUUGAUGAAUCUCCCCCUCCACCUCCUCCCCCAGAAGAUUACGAAGAGGAAGAAGCAGCCGUGGUUGAGUAUAGUGAUCCUUACGCUGAGGAGGACCCUCCAUGGGCUCCGAGGUCUUAUUUGGAAAAAGUUGUGGCAAUUUAUGAUUAUACAAAAGACAAGGAAGAUGAGCUGUCCUUUCAGGAAGGAGCCAUUAUUUAUGUCAUCAAGAAGAACGACGAUGGUUGGUAUGAGGGAGUUAUGAAUGGAGUGACUGGGCUCUUUCCCGGGAAUUACGUGGAAUCUAUCAUGCAUUACUCUGAGUAAAGCUCAGCAUGGCUGUUUCCCUCACAGGAAUAGUCAGGUCUUCCCAGAUUAUCAAAAGGCCCUGGGAUUCCCCUCCAGUGGAAGUGAAUGAAGGAUACAAAUGAUAAAAACUACUUAUGUUUUUUUUUUUCUUUCGGUUUAUCCCCCAGUAUUAAAACAAACAAAAAAGCAAGCUGAGUGUGAACAAUUGGAUCUUUCUGCCAUCAUUUGUACUAUGCUGAGCUAUCUGGAUUGAAAUAAAGUGACCAUUUCUGAACAUGUCACAGGUAUAACAGCAUAACUGUGUGAAACAAAUCAGGUUAAGACUGAUUCAGAACAAAAUCUGGGAUCUUUCUCAGGAAUACUGUACACCCGUGGGAUUUCUCCUCCUGCAGUCUGUGGCAUUGGAUGUUCUUCGGGGCCUGUGCUAGGGGUUAGCCUUGUGGCCGACCUCGUGUGAGGAGGAGGGAACCCAUAUUUAAAUACCAUACUUAACCAUUUUUAUAGUUUCAGAUGGCUCAUUUCCUCUUUGACACUGUAAAUUCUGCAUUCUCUCAGCACUUGAGUGCACCAGAGUUAAUGCUGAACUGACCUGCACCCUUCAUGUUUCUGUUUGUAGAUGAUGAGAGUGAUGAAACGAGUCUCCAAACAUCCUGAGGGUGUUUGACAAUUGCCAGUUUGAUUGUAAUGUGCUGCUGCUGUGUGACACUGCAUUGCCGCUGAUGGCCAGUGCGUCGCAGGUGUGGGGUGCUGUAGCCUGGCGCGCACGCUGACUGGGCGGCGCGUAAAGCUAGACGGGAAGGUUCCUAAGGUUCUGGAGAUUGAACUGUAGAAACGCUCUGCUCACUAGGCAUCCUAAACCCGUGCCUUAGGCACUUUUGAGGAAGAGGAUCUUGGAAGUCAGACCAACUAUUUCUUAACUUCUUUCACUAUUUAGAAAAAUAUUCUUUUCUGAAAAUAGCGGUUUUCAAGUUUCUUGAUAGUUGCUGGGAAUAAAAGGCUUCUUGCUACUGUGCUCUCAGAAUGUUACUAAUGGCCAGUGUUAGCUGCUGUUGGGUUGUUUACUCAACUCCACAAAACAUAAAUACUCUCCUGAUUUUGUGGUUGGCUUCUGAAGUAGCUGCCCUUGGUAAGAAUUUGAACCUUAUAUCUCAGACUGAGAAUAGUGGGAAGGCCAGUUAUGUAGAUAAAAACUGACAUAACUUUGAGAGAAUAAAGUAUUGAUUUAUCUGCCUAAUUAUAGCUUCAAAUUCAGUGGAGUUUGUAAGGCAGAUGGCUUUUAAUCAUCGCUUGUCUCCUGCAAUCAGUAUAAUAAUUUUUAAAAGCCAGGAGGGCUUGCUGCUCAGCGGGUAGAUACUGUGGUGAUGGACUAGCUCGCCGUCAGGCCCAAAGCUUCGCGGGUUCUUCCCAGGCCCAGUGACUUGGCCAGAAGAGAGCUUUGCCAGGUAGCGUCUCUGUGCUGGGUCAAAGGGGAGAAGCAGUAGCAAACCUUGGACAGGUUUGAACUGCCCAGGUCUACUUAUACGUGGAUUGUUUUUCAGUAAAUAUCCAGUCGGCCCUCCAUAUCCCCAGGUUUUGCAUUUGUAGAUUCAUCCAAACACAGAUCAAAAAUAGCAUUUUCGAGCUACAGUUGCGAAUCCACAGACGUGGAGGAGCAACUGUGUGCGUUGUUUUACACCAUUUCCUAAAAGGGACUUGAGUGUCUCUGAGGAUUUUGGUAUCCAAAGGGGGGGGUCCCUCACAGAUACUGAGGGCUGCCUGUAGUUAAGUUUUGGGGAAUCAACAAUUAUAGGUGGGUUUUCAGUUGCAUGGGAGUCAGUGCCCUUAACCUCUGUUGUUCAAGGGUCAACUGUGUUUCACAUGUAGGCCUUGAACGUGAGAUAGUGCGGAUAGAGGAACUUGAAAAAUGAACAUGCAUAUUAGUGUGUGAGGGAGUUCAGGUGGUGGAGGCAGAAGUUAACAUUCCACUUGUGAACCUGUUGUCUGAGCACAAAACUUCAUCAUUUGACUGAAACUCAGAUACAGUUUCCUUACCUUUUUUCUGCUUGUUUUAACGUUGCAGGGUUUCUGCCCACAUACUGCAAGUCAGCUAUUUUGCUUUUAGCUCUCUCCAACACUUUGAAUUUAGCUGCCAUUCACUUGCCUUCAGUCUACAUUCCACUUCAUGCUUUUUUUAGGUCAGCUCGACAUCAUUUAUUCCAUCUUCCUUCAAAGUAAAGGACCUGGCUGACCUCUGAGCCUUCAGCUUCAUUACAGACCCAAUCCAGACCAUACUUGGUUAAACUCUUCUUCGUGUUGGUUUGUAACUAGGAAAACUGAUUUGAAAUUAGAUGUUCCAGUUAUUUCAGUAGCUUUUUAUUGAGAAAGCUUAGUGGAUUUAAUAAGGCAGAGGGUAUUUUGAAGUCCAACAAACAGUUCCCACAGCUCACACCUACAGAAGUGGAGAAGAUAAUUGUAACAAGAGUUGGUGGCGGUCGGCUUGCCUGGUGGACCCCUGCUAGGAGGGGGUGUAGAAGACAUUGGUGAAGGCCUGCAGCAGGGGGUCCAUGGGUCCACUGAUGUUUUCUAUAUCAUUUAGUACUAAUGUGAAUGUGACUUCUUUUUAAAAACAAUACCUGUUGGAUUUUCUGCAUAUUUUAAAUUUUUGUAGUUUUGAAUUCUAUAUAUUGUGUUGGAAGGAUACUAUGUAAUAAUGAUGGGCCAGGCCUACAGUAAUUGGAGACUUUUAAUGUAUGUAAUAUUUCAUAGAUUGCAUGCUAUUAAUAGUCUGAGGCUAGUAUUUCACGUUUUAUCAUAUGUUUUCCCCAUUUUUCUUUUUAUAAACUACAAGACAAGACAGUUGGCAGUAGGAAUUCCAGACUGUAGAAAUACUACAUGCUACAUAAAAUGGGGCAAAGAUGUUCCAAGUCCAAAAUCUGCUGACCAGUGAGUGACCGUGUUAUCAGGACAGAGAGAACCUUACGAGGGGAUUUUCCCCUCCUGAAAUGUUUCUUAUUGACGUGGUGUUCACUCCCUUUCCUUUUUUUUUUUUUUUAAAAAAAAAAGUGAAGAGUUGUUCCUUUUUUUUAAAACAGUUUUUGAUAGAACUGUUUGAAAGGCCAUGGAAAUGUGGGUGAAAUACACUUGUUGACCUCAUGGCUAAGGCAAUAAAUCUGAAACAAAAAUAGUGUUAAUGUGUCAAAAUCUAGACCUGAGAGAUUCAGUCUGCUGUGUUUGAAAUAAAUAUGAAUCUUGUAAGAUGUCUUCUCAGUAUUUUCCAUCUUUUGCCACUUGCUGUCUCCCUCAGGGGCACCUCAGGGUUGGCAAGGGCCUGUGCGUUGCUGGUUCCUGAGUUACCAGUGAGACAUUUGACUCUCCCCUUCCUUCCCCUCCCACUUCAGCUUAUUACCCAGCUAGAGAGACUGUUUUGUGCAUCUUUCCGGUGAUGUCCGUAACGGAAUUGUGUUCCUUAGCAGUCUAUGCUAAGAUGAUUACUUAAGAUUUUUCUGUUUGGAGGCAUCAAAAUGAUGGUAGUUUGCUGGUUUUUUUGUUUGUUUUUUCAUCCUUUUGUGUUCAUUUUCUUUUAGCAGGUGACCUUUCUGCAUUAGGAACUGUUCUCUUUUUAAGGCCACCUUUCCCUUUGAAAAGGAUUUGGUGGAGGAGUUGGCAGGUGACUUGCAAGUUUUUGAAAAGAAUGGAUCUGAAUCACUUCAGAACUUCUUUGGCCAGGAACUCCUAAUUGGUGUUAAGGUGAUAAUUUCUGUCACAUGAUUUACUUGGAAUCAUAGAAUUGUAGAGCUAGAUUUUAUUUAGUCUCAUGUUACCGAUGAGAUUAGAUGUUUCAGUUCAGAUAAAAGCUAGUUAAUAACAGUCAAGUUCCUGACUCAGUGCUGCUCGGGUACUCUUUCUACAACUGUCUUAAUUGAAUGUGGUGUAUGUUUCUUUGAAAAUUAAGAGUCUACUUGAUGUCUUCAGGAAGAUACUUGAAAAGAUAUGCUAUGGUUCGAUAAACACCAAGUAUUCAGACUUGUUUAAAUAAAUGCGUGUACUAAGUACAACCCUAAUCAGUGAAAAAGCUUCAUUUUAAUUCUUCUAAAACUACACUCAGUACAAAUGGUCUUUUCCAUUAGGUGUAUGCAGCAAAAAUAUUUCAGCACUGGCAGGAGCACAGCAAACAGCCUUAUCUGAGAGAGCCUUAUAAAACAGUUCUUUAUGUUAAACAGAGGCACUGAGCUCACUACCUUACGUUUACUGUAUGCUCAUCUUCAUUCCCAUUUCUUAUUGAGAAUCUCAUAAUUCUUUUAAAAAAACUGACAAAUGAAAUGACAGGGCCUAGCUGUGUGUAUAAGUGAUCCUUGCUCAAUACCUUGAGAUUUUUUUGUAAAAAAAACCCCAAAAAACAAAAAGCUUAUUUUCACAUUAAAAUGGAACCCGCCUUUUGCAACCAGAAUUCUAUGAAAAGCAGUUUUUGUGUCCAUGCAUCUUUUUUCUUAACAACAAAGUGGUUUACAAAAAAGAAUGUAAACAAUUUGUGAUCUGGCCAGUUGUACUUUUAGCUCCCAGAGGGCGAGGACUGGUGUUGAGUUUAGGAAAAAACCAUGCAGGAAAACCUGAGGGAGCUGUCUGUUGCCAGUGAUGUUUCUUGUGUGUGCCAUUAAUCACCUCCAUGAGCGGGGGGGAGCAUUCACUUUUUAAUUUUAAAAUUGUACUUGGAAUUGUUGCUGUGUACUAACUUGACCUAAAUAAAAUCCCACAAAGUAUA
Molecule: messenger RNA, 6565 nt
Organism: Rhinolophus ferrumequinum (greater horseshoe bat)
Lineage: Eukaryota; Metazoa; Chordata; Mammalia; Chiroptera; Rhinolophidae
Gene: ABI2
Product: abl interactor 2
Exons: 12
Coding region: 220-1845 (541 amino acids)
Cellular component (GO): lamellipodium
Molecular function (GO): SH3 domain binding
Source: RefSeq, a predicted model, not a curated record